AUGGCUUUCCUCAGAGAAAAUUUCUUCAAUGGCAUGAGGAGCACCCAACGAUGCGAGAAAAUGCAUCAGGUGUUGAAGUUAAACCUUACACCCCAGUUGAAACUGUACGAGUGCGUUCAAGCUUAUGACCUUGCUGUUGCUCGGCUCAGGCAUGAGAAGAGGCGGCUUCGAACUGUCAAGGAGCACACUACCCUUCUUCCCGCGACCCAAUUGCAGCCAUUAGAGAGACAUGCGAGUAAUGUCUUCACCAGGACGAUAUACAUCAUGGUCCGUAAAGAAAUGAAGAAACAGGAAAUGUACUACAGGUAUAAUGGCAGCGACAAUGGCAUUACAGCAGUCCACUACUUGAGACAUCCAUACAUAUAUUCGGAGUAUAUGGUGUCGUACGACAGGGCAACUGGCAACAUGAACUGCUCUUGCUUGAAACUCGAAAUGCUAGGUUUGCCAUAUUGCCAUAUGUUUAGAGCAAUGCUAUUCGAGAAACUCCAAAGGAUCCCCCAAAACUGCAUCAUGAAACGGUGGACUCGACAUGCUAAAGAAGGGACAGUGACCAGGGAUGCUGUAAAUACUCCCAACUCUAACCUAACGGAAAUGACACGGUCACGCCUAAGAGCACAGAUGGCUUUGUGGGGCAUCUUUGGUAGAACUACAGUGGUCCAGCCAAUAGGCAAUGCCAGUGAUCCUAAUGUGAAGCCCUCUGUACCAUUUGAGAUAGUAGAAUGA
Molecule: messenger RNA, 723 nt
Organism: Coffea eugenioides
Lineage: Eukaryota; Viridiplantae; Streptophyta; Magnoliopsida; Gentianales; Rubiaceae
Product: protein FAR1-RELATED SEQUENCE 5-like
Exons: 3
Coding region: 1-723 (240 amino acids)
Biological process (GO): regulation of DNA-templated transcription
Molecular function (GO): zinc ion binding
Source: RefSeq, a predicted model, not a curated record